AUGAAGGUGAAGAAGAGCGGCGGGGCCGCGGCGGCGGCGGCGGCGGCGCGCACCGAGGAGGAGCUGGGCCGCAAGGCGCUGAUCGGGCCCGACGACGUGCUGGGGCUGCAGCGGGUGACCAGCGAUUAUUUGUGCACUCCAGAGGAAAAUGUUUACAAGAUAGACUUCACCAGGUUCAAAAUCCGAGACAUGGAAUCUGGCACAGUCUUGUUUGAAAUCACUAAACCAGCAGCUUCAGAACGUGAACGCAAUGACAAGAAGGACAUUGACCCCAAUGCUGGACGGUUUGUACGCUAUCAGUUUACCCCAGCUUUUCUUAGACUUCGGCAAGUGGGAGCCACGGUGGAAUUCACAGUAGGGGACAAACCCAUUAACAACUUCCGCAUGAUUGAGAGGCACUACUUCCGGGAUCAGUUGCUUAAGAGUUUUGAUUUUGAAUUUGGGUUCUGCAUCCCCAGCAGUAAAAAUACUUGUGAGCACAUCUACGAAUUCCCACAGCUCUCGGAGGAUCUCAUUCGAGAGAUGAUCCUUCAUCCCUAUGAGACACAGUCGGACAGUUUCUACUUUGUAGACAACAAGCUCGUGAUGCACAACAAGGCAGAUUAUUCAUACAGUGGAGGACCUUGA
Molecule: messenger RNA, 627 nt
Organism: Gavia stellata (red-throated loon)
Lineage: Eukaryota; Metazoa; Chordata; Aves; Gaviiformes; Gaviidae
Gene: UNC119
Product: unc-119 lipid binding chaperone
Exons: 5
Coding region: 1-627 (208 amino acids)
Biological process (GO): lipoprotein transport; nervous system development; negative regulation of clathrin-dependent endocytosis
Cellular component (GO): centrosome; intercellular bridge; spindle pole
Molecular function (GO): lipid binding
Source: RefSeq, a predicted model, not a curated record